Messenger RNA from Anopheles arabiensis, 661 nucleotides. Its product is annotated as acylphosphatase-2-like. The record is from RefSeq and is a predicted model, not a curated record. Lineage: Eukaryota; Metazoa; Arthropoda; Insecta; Diptera; Culicidae. Gene Ontology annotation, molecular function: acylphosphatase activity. The transcript has 4 exons. The coding region runs from base 22 to 504 and encodes 160 amino acids.
CAUUUUUUUUACAAAAUCACCAUGAUUACAGCUGAUUUGUUGUUUGUUUUCAUAUCCUGCGCCGCUAUCAUAGCAACCCGGCCACUAGCGGAUGGAAUAGUUUGCGGUGCAUCUGAAAUCGACGCCGAUUGCCGUACGGGUGAGGAAAGCUGUGCAAGAAGCAACCGUGACGCGAAAUCGGACCACAUCGAAGCCACACUUCAGCCGAAGAUGUCGUCAAAAUUGUUCAUCUGUGAUUUCGAAGUGUUUGGUAUUGUACAGGGUGUGUUCUUCCGCAAGUUCACGCAAAAACAGGCAUCAAGUCUGGGACUACGCGGCUGGUGCAUGAACACACACGACGGCACCGUGAAGGGACAGCUCGAAGGCGAAGAGAAGCCGAUGAACGAAAUGAAACAUUGGCUGCAAACGAAGGGGAGUCCAUCCAGCCGUAUCGACAAGGCGGUAUUUAGCGUGCCCAAAGAGAUUACCAGCUAUUCGUUUAAAGAUUUCUCAGUUCGUCGCUAGAGUGGGUAAACACAAACACACCACAACACCAGCAGGUGCGAUAUAUUAUGCGUAGGAAGUAUAUUAGAUGUAUGCGUUUGCUUUAAGCAAUAACAUAAGGCCACAACGUACAAAAGGUACAACAAGAUACCGUGGAAUGGAACCGCGGCCCUGAAAA